Molecule: messenger RNA, 895 nt
Organism: Panicum virgatum (switchgrass)
Lineage: Eukaryota; Viridiplantae; Streptophyta; Magnoliopsida; Poales; Poaceae
Exons: 3
Coding region: 255-581 (108 amino acids)
Biological process (GO): negative regulation of ATP-dependent activity
Cellular component (GO): mitochondrion
Molecular function (GO): ATPase inhibitor activity
Source: RefSeq, a predicted model, not a curated record
GAACCCACUCUGUUUCAGUCGCGGUUUCGCGAAACCGGGUUCGCCAUGCCGGUCGUCCUUAUCCACACUCCCGUGAGAAUCUAGCAGGUUCGAAGCAUCGCCGGACACUGACAGAAAAAGGCGAGGGCGGCGUCUCCUACAACUACAAAUAGAUUGGAGCCAAUCCGAUCCAGAUCCGCGAGCCGCCGGCAACGUGUCGACGCAGUCGUGUUCUUGGGGGUCAAGAGGACCGUGUGAGAGGAGAGGGGAAGGGGAUGGCUACAACAAGGGCCGUGGGGGGAGCUCUCGUCCCUCGGACUGCGUGGGCGGCGGUCGCGGAGGCCGUUGCGAGGAGGAUGGAGGGGCUGGGCGGCGCCGGCGCUGGUGGGCGCGCGCCGCGAUACUUCACCGACAAGGCCUCCGGCAGGGUGCUCAGCGAGGAGGAGCGCGCCGCCGAGAACGUCUACAUACAGAAGAUGGAGCGGGAGAAGCUGGAGAAGCUGCGGAGGAAGGCGGACAAGGACAAGGCCGAGGCCGCCAAGAGGGCCGCCGCCGCCAAAGGGGACAAGAAGAAGGGUGAGGAGGAGGCGCAUCCAAGCUGAUCGUCACAUCAGAUCGAUGACGGCGCGGAUGUGGGGUACCACUGAUCCGUACAUGUAGAUAGAACCUCUCCUCGUCGUACUGCAACAGCGUGGAUGGAAGGAGGAAGCUUCCCAGCCUCGUCGUGGUGUGUGUGAUCCCUAUCACUAGUGCUGUGAACUUUCUUUUGCAGCGGUGAUGUGCCUUGUCGUUGCAAAUGGAGGAGGCUUUGCUCAUUAAGCCUCUUGCAUGUACAUAGCUUCUGUUUUGGAAUAAACAUGUAGUACAUAGUUCAUCGAUGAUGAAUAAAAAUGCAUUGUGAGAAGGAUGUUAACAA